This is a messenger RNA of Juglans regia (Persian walnut), 1963 nucleotides long. RefSeq names its product UPF0481 protein At3g47200-like. The record is from RefSeq and is a predicted model, not a curated record. Bases 159 to 1835 code for a protein of 558 amino acids. NCBI's taxonomy places the organism in Eukaryota, Viridiplantae, Streptophyta, Magnoliopsida, Fagales, Juglandaceae. The transcript is spliced from 2 exons.
CUUCUGAGGGAAGAACGAAGAAUACACAAUCAGCAUUGAGCAAGGGAUUAAAAGAUAGCGUACGUUAACGUUGGUCGAGUAGAGUGAUCAGACUUCUUCAAGUACGUACUUUCAAGCAUUUCUUGCAACCAAAAUUUGUAGGAAAAGGAACUUGAGGGAUGGCAAAGACGGACAGUCCUGCAACCGCAGACAAUGAUUCCACUAAAAAAGAAGGACCUGAUCGAUGCAAAGAGCUGACCAUCCACAUUCGUAACAUUCCACCGGCACCAGAGCCUCGUUGGCCUGGGUGCUGUAUCUACAGGGUUCCCAAGAGACUUCGCGAGGUAAAAAAAAAGGCCUACACCCCUCGGUUGGUUUCUAUCGGCCCUUUUCAUCUCUGCAUGAGAAAAGAGUUGAAGGACAUGGAGAACCAAAAACUCAGAUAUUUUACGGAUUUCUGUAAUCGUACUCGGAAGAGCGCCGAGGAACUUGCAUGCAAUAUCAUCAUGCCCAAUGAAAUGAAAAUCCGCCAUUGCUAUUCAGAGAACUUUCGACUCGGCAGUAAAGAGUUUGUAACGAUGAUUCUACUAGAUGCAAUCUUUAUACUUGAGCUCUUUUGUAGGAAAUAUGAAAAAUCAAUGGCUCAUGAUGAAAAAGAUUCUCAAAACUCGAAGGCUCAUGAAAAUGAUUAUAUAUUUAGCCAACCGUGCAUGGAACGCGGCAUACAGCAUGACCUGCUUCUACUUGAGAAUCAGCUUCCUUUCUUUAUUCUUGAGGAGUUAUACUGUAAUGUUGAGCUGAAUGUAUGCCACCAAAAUGGGGAACCCAAUACAAAAAAACCGACUCUUCUUGACCUCUCUUAUGGGUUUUUUGGUGAUCUCUAUGAACAUUGGAAGCCAAAGCCCAAGAAGUCAUGUGAUCAUGUAAAGCAGUACUGUUUCACAGCUCCAAUGGGAUGUUGUUGCCCUCGACAAGAAGACCCAAAACCAAGCUCACCAGAGCCCAAAGUACCCCUGCAUUUCACAGAUUUGGUGAGAUAUUUUUUCUGUCCGCCAACAGAAGACGGGCAAAAUUCCAAGAAGUGUGGUCAUGUAAAGGGGUGUUUCCCAGAUUGGAUGGGAUGUUGUUGCCAUCCAAAACCAAGCUCACGAGAGCCCGAACCCGAACCCAAGCAUUGCACAGAUUUGGUGAAAAGAACUAAACCCCUAUAUACUGCAACAAAGCUUGACGAGGCAGGGUUGAAAAUCGCUAGGCCAGAUUCAGAAAGACAUUUACUUCAAAUACAAUUUCGGGAGAAGAAUUGCGAAUGCUUAAUAAAACGCUGCCCGGUGCUCAAUCUCUCAUGGCUCUUGUCAUGCUUACCAUGCCUGAAAAGCACUUGCUUGGUGCAUAUGCAACGUUUCUUGGAAGUCCCACCCCUUCGGGUAGACGACAAAACUGAAGGUCUUUUCCGAAACCUGAUGGCUUUGGAGCAGUGCCAUUAUCCUUCUGAAACUUACAUUUGCGAUUACAUUGUGCUGUUGGAUGAUCUUAUCACAACUAAAGCAGAUGUAAGGUUGCUUGUUGAAAAGAAGAUCAUUGUUAACGAGUUAGGUUCUAGCACUGCAGUGACGAAACUCUUUAACAACCUCGGCCUGGAGAUUGAAGAAAGUGGAUCCCAUUACGUCAAGCUCUGUGAAAAGCUUAAUGAGUACUACGAGAGCAAUCGGAAUCGUCUGUUGGGAACCUUGGCUCGUGUGUAUUUCUCUGACUUUUUUAAAGGCACUGCUACUGUUGCUGGAAUUAUUGUAUUGGUUUUGACUUUGUGGAAUUUCCAGAGGCUCCUUAGGCUUAGAUGGAGUGCUGGCAAGUACUAGAUUUGAAGCAUCUGUAGUGUUUGAUGGACUGGGUUUUUCUAAACAUUUUUAUUUUGGAAGUUUAUGGCUUUGUUUUAGCAUCGAUCGAUCAGUGGAGAGUCUUUGUCUGUCUGUCUGUAUUGCAGCAA